This is a messenger RNA of Schistocerca cancellata (South American locust), 2337 nucleotides long. Its product is annotated as sodium channel protein Nach-like. The transcript has 11 exons. Gene Ontology annotation, biological process: sodium ion transmembrane transport. NCBI's taxonomy places the organism in Eukaryota, Metazoa, Arthropoda, Insecta, Orthoptera, Acrididae. The record is from RefSeq and is a predicted model, not a curated record. Gene Ontology annotation, molecular function: ligand-gated sodium channel activity. Gene Ontology annotation, cellular component: membrane. Bases 68 to 1693 code for a protein of 541 amino acids.
AGUCGCGUGUUGUGUAGCCGACAGCGAUUGCGGCUUCUGGUGCGGAGACGACACUCAGCAUUUCAUAAUGGAAAUAGCUACAAAGCCAAGAAGAAGUACCUACGAUCUUCUCAAGACGAGCUGGACGUACCAAACACGACAGUUCUUCGAUAAAAGCACUCUUCAUGGGGUACGUUACAUUAACGAAGAAGGACGACCUUUCUGUGAAAGGUUUAUGUGGUUUUGCUUCACAUCUGUUGGAGCCAUAGCAACGCUCAUUAUCAUCGUGUCGUUGUGGGAGAAGUUCCAGACGAAUCCUACCAUCACAGGCUUGGACACUGAUUUUCACAACUGGAAAGUGCCGUUUCCAGCAAUAUCUGUUUGUUCAGAAAACCCUGUUAACCGACAAGCCGUUGAGAAGUAUGUAGCAAAAAUUGGUCAAACGUUCACCAGCACGUGUAACGAAGAAACUCAGAAUUGUACACAAAUUCACACCGAAUAUUUCACACAGAUAGCGAACUUAUCAUACAAUAAUCUAUAUAUUAUAGAUGAACUUCUCUCACAACAACGGAUAAACCUAUCAGAGUCCAUAAAAGAUACACAGAAACAGCUGGUGAAGAGAUGUAAGGAUCUACUGCAAAACUGUACAUUCAAGUUGUCGCAGAAGUUCGACUGUUGCGAACGAUUUUUUCCCAUCUACACUGAAGUUGGUUUCUGCUUUUCUUUCAACUCACGUCAUGCAACACCAGGCAGUUUUGAACUUGAGACUAUCAGAGAAACAGAUGAAAAAUGGGCCCUUGACUUUGCAAUCAGCGUUGAUGAAGGAGAAAUAGUGAAGCUGUACAUCCACAGCAACGACGAGAUCCCGGUACUGGACGUGAGCCCUCAGCACGAGUGGACGCAGAAGAUCAGCAUGAUAGCGUUCUCUGCCAAGGAGACGUACACCACAGAGGACGCGCGCCAGUUGUCCAUCCGCCAGCGCCGCUGCGUCUUCGCCGACGAGAUCAAGCUCGAGACGGACUCCAUAUACACGUACAGCGCGUGCACCAGCCAGUGCCGCAUGCGGCUCGCGUUCACCCUCUGCAACUGCGUACCCACCUUCUACCGGCCCAACAAGCCAUACAAAUCCUGUGACGCGGAAGGACUUAAAUGUUUAGCUCAUCAUUACAAAAAGUUCCUGGACAAGAAUAGACACUGCCACUGCGAACUGGGCUGCAAGAACACCGUCUAUGAAGUAGAAAAACUUCAGGACCAAACUGGAGCUGCACCAGGGCAUAUAGACAUAGGAUUUGUGUCCUGGCCAAUGGUGAGAUAUAAGAGGGAAGUGCUCUUCGGGUGGGUGGAUCUUCUAGUGUCGUUUGGAGGUAUUGCUGGUCUGUUUCUGGGAUUCAGUCUGCUUUCUGGAGUGGAGAUGAUCUACUAUUUCACCAUGAGAGCCUGCUGCAUGGUACUGCGGAAUGAGAGCGAACUCUUGGAACUUCAGCGAGAGUAUGAAAAGGAGAAGCACGCCGCGGUUGACCUCAGUCUUACGCCUUAUUUCAUGAAGACGAAUCAAAAUGGAACCAGCGGUAUCACAAAAAUAUCUCCGGCGAACCAAACGUCUCAAACUGGAAGCACUGGCAUCACAAAAGUUCCUCCGGCCAACCGCAGCUUUCCGGACAAGGGAGCUCACGCUGUUCUGCAGAGGAUUUAUGUCAUAGAAUUCCUCCCUUAAACAGUAUUUCUCACUCUAUAUAACGUUGUUUCAUUUAGUUGUUUAGAUGUAACAGGCGUUAAGCGUGAAGUCCUCUUCAUGGAGAUACAUUUUGUAUUAAAGUUUUAGUGCAGCUGAAAUAGCAGGUCACUCAUUGAGACAUGAUUUUAUGUUAUCAAGUCUGUAUGUUACACUGCGGGCUGUAAUAACAGUACUGAUUUACACAAAACUUUCUGCUGUGACAGAACGUCUGUGAAACUCUGCUGCUCUUCAGGAUAUGCAAAUAUGCAGUCGACAGUUAAUGGAAUGAAAAAAAAGUGUUCAGUAAGUAAAUGAAUAUUUCCAGUUUAACACUUCAUGCCCAUUGGACAUUACGCUUCUUACUCUACUGCAAAGCCCAUUCCUAAAAGUUGUCCAUCCCACUUCAUGGGUGAGAAUCAGUGAGCCAGGUCUCUUUUUGUACAUUGGAAAUCGCUAGUUUUUCUUGAGGCAGAAUGUCAAUGAUGUUCCGAAUGAGUCAGAAAUAUUAAUUACUAUUGACAGUUACCUGCCAGUUUUAAAAAUUCUGUGUAUUUUCCAAUUCCAAAAUUUGUUUAAUUUUCAGCUGUAGAAGAGCUAGAAGAGACAACACUGUAAUUUUUCUCACUUUCUGCAACGUGAUGUUC